This is a messenger RNA of Diabrotica virgifera virgifera (western corn rootworm), 2430 nucleotides long. Its product is annotated as protein asteroid. Bases 148 to 2406 code for a protein of 752 amino acids. Lineage: Eukaryota; Metazoa; Arthropoda; Insecta; Coleoptera; Chrysomelidae. The record is from RefSeq and is a predicted model, not a curated record. The transcript is spliced from 2 exons.
AACAUAACCAUAAAUAAAUACAUGUAGCAAGGUCUAAAAGGGUCUAAGCUUAGUUUAAUUUUUCAGUUACUUUUAAACGUUAAUUUUUACUACUUUUGAGUAUUUUAUAUAUACAUUUUAGAUUUUAUAAUAUAAAAAAUAUGAACAAUGGGCAUUCGAGGUCUUACCACAUUUAUACAAAAUCGGGCUCAUCUCUACUUGGAAAACUAUGAAUUGCAUGACACCAAUGUAGUUAUAGAUGGAAACUCAAUUGCUUGUCAACUAUACAAAUGGCAUACAUUUUCCCAUGAUUGUUUCGGAGGCGACUAUGACAAAUUCUCAAGAGCAGUACAUAAUUUCUUUGACUUACUCAGUCAAUGCAAUAUAAUCCCUUAUGUUGUAUUGGAUGGAGGGUAUGAACAUCGAAAAGUUAAUACAGUGAUUAGUAGAAUGAAGAAGAAAAUUAAGUCAGCUAAUCAACUCAAUUGUGUAACUGAAACUUCUAUAUCAGUGUUCCCUUUGUUCAUUAGACAGACAUUUAGGGAUGUUCUCACGGAACGGAACAUAAAGCAUGUGGGAUGUGAUUUUGAAGGGGACACUGAAACAUCAAACAUCGCUAGAACAUUGAAUUGCCCAGUACUUAGUUUUGAUUCUGAUUACUUUAUAUUUGAUGUUUUAUACAUACCGUUUUCUACAUUUGAAAUGGCUGUGAAGAGGGGUAAAUCAAAAAAUACCACAACCUAUAAGUAUAUAGCUUGUAACAUUUACAGAGUGGAGAAGUUUUUAAAAUCCUUUAAUGGUUUACAGAAAAAUAGCCUUCCAGUGUUAGCUGUGCUAUUAGGUAAUGAUUAUGUUAAAAGAGGAGUCUUCACAAUGUUUUACCAAAAUUUAAAAAUUCAAAAAUGCCAUGGAAUCCAAAGUGACCAGCAAAAACGAAUCAAAUCCUUGCUUGUCUGGCUACAAAAUGAAACUGUUGAAAGUGCUCUAAAGAAAGUGCUGAGCAGGUAUAAAAAAGGAAGAAGAAAUAUUAUAAUGUAUAAAAUUAAACAAGCUAUAAAAGGAUACAACUGUUUUGAUAGUAAAUAUCUGAAAUAUCUAGGAAUUGAGCCAAAAGUAGUUGAUAAGAAAAAUGUUGACAUCGAUUUAGAAACCAUUAAUAACAGCAUAGAAGAGCCUGACGAGUCUGAGUCACAUACUGAGGUAGAAGAUACUGGAGGAGAACCUGAUAAAUCUGAGUCACAAUCUGAGGCAGAAGAUACUGGAGGAGAGUCGUCACCACCUGAGGAAGAUAAUCUUUUUGUUGAAGAAAGCCCAGAAAUGGGUGUGCCAUCAAGGUUUUUAGAAAAGUUUAGAACAUGUAUCUAUCCACCAUGUUUCAUGGAUAUUUUAAUUCAAAAUAAAUAUUACUGUAUUCCCCAAGUAGAUAAUAAUGCUUUGGAACAUUCUCACAAGAUAUGUUUUGAUAUAUUAAGUGCAAUUCAUAAAAUUUUGUCUAAUAGUAACGAAAAUUUAUUAUGUAUAGGUAGGAAGGGAGCUGAGGGUGUGGCAAAAGAAAAAGUACCAAUUUGUGACAUUAGUCUUCCAAGUUAUAAUGAAAUUGAAGCUUUAAGUAAUUCUGAAUCAACGAAAUAUAUUUUUAAUAUUUUAGGUGUAGAUAAUUCUUAUGAAGAUUGUUUAAAGAUGUUUCCAGAUUCGUGGCAUACUCUUUUGUUGUCUCUUUACUACUAUUUAAAAAAGUCUACAACUUCUUUUGGAUGGCCUAUAGUUUAUGGAAUCAUAUUGUCAAGAUUAAUAUUGAGCUGUGUUGAUAUAAAAUUAGGAACAUUUUUCAGGUCAAGCAAAGUCUUUUGUAAAAAGUUUGGAAAUUUUGUAAGUGAUAAUAAACAUAAUGAAACAGUCGUUCAAGAUGUGAAAGGUGCUCUAGAUACGAUUUCACAACCAGAUUCUAUACUAUGUUUAAAAGCUUUGAUUUCAUAUUUCGAAAUGGAUCACAAAAUGACCACGAAUUAUAAAUCUUUUGAUAGGAGCUUGGUACAUUCAAUAUCAGAGUUUCAAAGUUGUUUCAUGCACGUAGAUUAUCUGAACGUACUAUUUGAUUGUCCCUUUUCCAAUUUUUAUAUUUCUAAAACCUUAAAUUGUACAUUUGUAUAUAAUAUUACUAAAAACCUCACCAAAAGGACUAACUUAGAUGAGUAUAUGAAACUUGUGUUAAAAGAUUCUCCAAGUGUUUUGUACAGUUUGAAUGUUAUAGUUAGUGCAAUGAAGAAGUUUAUACAAAUUGAAGCACCCCAGCAGGUUAUUAAGAAAAGAAGGAAAAAGAAAACGGCGAAGGAGGUGUAUGAAGAAGCUGAAAAAAUUGAAUUCGAUUCUGAUGAAGAGGCGGAAUUUGAUCCUAAUAACAAAUUUGCUUUAUUACGGAUAUGUUGAAAUACAUUUUUAUAUGAAACUAAA